Molecule: messenger RNA, 759 nt
Organism: Dendroctonus ponderosae (mountain pine beetle)
Lineage: Eukaryota; Metazoa; Arthropoda; Insecta; Coleoptera; Curculionidae
Product: growth hormone-regulated TBC protein 1-A
Exons: 4
Coding region: 1-759 (252 amino acids)
Source: RefSeq, a predicted model, not a curated record
AUGAAACGUUUCAUUCGGAAAGGAAUACCGGCCAACCUGAGAAAGACUUGUUGGAUGGCAGUGUCAGGAGCAGAACAAUGCAGGAAAAAUAGCGCUCUGAGCUAUCAGCAGCUCAGAGGAAAAAUCGAAAACUCCCAAAUUAGUGAGACUAUUAAAAUUGACCUACCGCGCACAUUUCCAGAUAACAUUUUUUUCUUGAAUGAGAAACAACUGCCUAAUAUGCUGUAUAAUGUUUUGGCCACAUUUGCUCAUCAGAAUUCAGAAGUGGGUUACUGUCAAGGAUUAAAUUAUAUUGCAGGUUUAAUUCUGCUGGUUACCAAAGAUGAAACAGCUACAUUCUGGCUGUUGAAAACGUUAGUUGAGCACUUACUGCCGAAAUACUACGUUGUAACAAUGUCUGGACUAUUAACGGACUUGGAUGUAGUAAAUGACUUAGUUCAAAAGCACGAACCGACAGUCCACAGGCAUAUAAACAAUAUAGGAAUGCCUUGGGCUAUGGGAACUACCAAAUGGUUUAUCUGCAUUUUUGCCGAUGUUUUACCCACUGAAACCGUACUACGAAUAUGGGACUGCUUGUUCUAUGAAGGCUCUAAAAUACUGUUCCGCGUGGCUUUAGCUUUAAUCAAACUGCAUAAGCUGGAGAUUCUAGAAACCACUGAUUUGAGCGAGCUGAUGACUGUGUUUAAAAAUAUGAGAAAUCAUCCUAGAGUUAUAGACUGUCAUGGAUUUAUGCAUGGAGCCUAUCAAGUAGGAAAAUAG